AUGGACGCCCGUCAGGUGUUGCAGAGUACCCUCGCGCCAGAUGCGGCCGAGCGUAGCAAUGCCGAACAGCAACUCGCCCACGCUGCGGAGGUUGACUUCGCUGCCUACCUCAUCACCCUCGGUCAGGAACUCGCCAACGAGAGCAGCCCCGCUCACAUCCGUGUCGCUGCCGGUAUCGCUUUGAAGAACGCUUUCACUUUCCGGGAUCAAGCCAAGUUGCGCGAGGUGCAGCUCCGAUGGGCCCAGAGCAUCAACGCCGAGACUAAGACACAGGUCAAAGAGCUUGCGCUCAAAACCCUGCAGUCACCCGAUGCUCGCGCUGGAAAUGCUGCCGCCACACUGAUUGUUUCCAUCGCUGCUAUCGAGUUGCCGCGUGGUGAGUGGCCUGAGUUGAUGGGCAUUCUUGUCCAAAAUGUCGCCAGUGGAAACGACGCACUGAAGCAGUCAUCUCUCACUGCCAUCGGUUACAUUUGCGAGUCACAAGAUCCCGAUCUCCGCGCCAGCUUGACACAACACUCCAAUGCUAUCCUUACUGCGGUCGUCCAGGGUGCUCGGCGCGAGGAGCCGAACAUGGAUGUCCGUUAUGCUGCUAUCGCCGCUCUCAGUGAUGCUGUCGAUUUCGUGCGAACCAACAUGGACAACGAGGGAGAGCGCAACUACAUUAUGCAGGUCGUCUGCGAGGCCACCCAGGCCGAUGAGGUCCGUGUACAGGCUGCCGCAUUCGGCUGCUUGAACCGCAUCAUGGGAUCCUACUACGAGAAGAUGCGCUUCUACAUGGAGAAGGCUCUGUUUGGCCUGAGUAUUAUGGGCAUGAAGAGCGAGGAGGAGGAAGUCUCCAAGCUGGCUAUUGAGUUCUGGUGUACUGUCUGCGAGGAGGAGAUUGCCAUUGAGGAUGACAACGCUGAGGCUCAGCAAGAGGGUGUUGAGGCUCGUCCUUUCUUCGGAUUUGCUCGCGUCGCUACUCGUGAGGUUGUUCCCGUCUUGCUGCAAUCUAUGUGCCGACAGGACGAGGAUGCUGGUGAUGAUGAGUACAAUGUCUCUCGUGCUGCCUACCAGGCUAUGCAGCUUUACGCCCAAUGUGUGCAGGGUGAUGUCAUUCAGCCCGUUGUGACUUUUGUCGAGGAGAACAUCCGCAACGAGGACUGGCACCGUCGUGAUGCCGCUGUCGCUGCUUUCGGCGCUAUCAUGGAAGGCCCCGACGCCAGUCUUCUGGAGCCCCUGAUCAAACAGGCCUUGUCUGUUUUGCUUGGCAUGAUGGAAGAUAGCUCCAUCUCCGUCCGGGAUUCCACUGCCUACGCCCUGGGUCGCGUGUGCGACUGCUGCCCUGAGGUUCUCGACCCCGAGGUCCACCUUCAACCGCUUAUCUCGUGCCUGUUCAACGGCCUCGCCAACUCACCCAAGAUCGCCAGCUCCUGCUGCUGGGCUCUUAUGAACGUCGCAGACCGAUUCGCCGGUGACGAUGGCUCGCAGACUAACCCUCUGUCGAAGCACUUUGAGGACAGUGUGAAGUCCCUACUGACCGUGACCGAGCGACAAGACGCCGAUAACCAGCUCCGUACCGCUGGAUACGAAGUUCUCAACUCCUUUGUUAUGAACUCUGCCAAUGACAGCCUGCCCAUGGUUGCAACCCUCUCAGAUGUUAUUAUCCAGCGUCUUGAGCACACUAUUCCCAUGCAGCAGCAAGUCGUUAGCGCCGAAGACCGCAUUCUUCUCGAGGAGAUGCAGACUAGCUUGAUCAGUGUCAUUCUGGCCAUCGUCCAGCGCUUCGAGGUCGAGAUCAAGCCUCAGGCUGACCGUAUUAUGAGCGUGCUGCUUCAGGUCCUGACUACGCUUGGCGCCAAGUCGAGCGUGCCGGAUGUCAUCUUUGCCACCGUUGGUGCUAUUGCCAGUGCUCUUGAGGAUGAUUUCAUCAAGUACAUGGAGUCAUUCAGCCCAUUCCUGUAUAACGCCCUGGGCAACCAGGAAGAGCCAGGUCUCUGCUCUAUGGCCAUCGGCUUGGUCAGUGACAUUGCUCGUGCUUUGAACGAGAAGGUCCAGCCUUACUGUGACACCUUUAUGAACCUCCUGCUCAAGACUCUCCAGACUUCCACCAACCAGCUCAAGCCUGCGAUUCUUGAGACCUUCGGCGAUAUUGCCCAGGCCAUCGGAACCAACUUCGAUACGUACUUGGCGGUCGUUGGCCAGGUUCUCCAGCAAGCCUCCAGCGUGACCACCAGCUCCGACCUCCCAUACGACAUGGUGGAUUACAUUGUUUCUCUCCGCGAAGGCAUCAUGGAUGCUUGGGGUGGUAUUCUUCUGUCCUACAAGGGCACUCCUUCGAUCACCCAACUCCAGCCUUUCAUCGAAUCUAUCUUCCAGCUUCUUCACAUUAUCUCCCAGGAGAGCAACCGCAGCGAAGGUCUGAUGCGGUCUGCCAUGGGUGUUAUUGGUGAUCUUGCUGAUGCCUUCCCCAACGGCGAACUCGCUGCCUACUUCCGCAACGACUGGGUCACCUCUCUCGUGAGAGAGACUCGCACUACUAGACAGUACAGCGAGCGCACAAUUGAGACUGCUCGCUGGACCCGUGAGCAGGUCAAGCGCCAAAUCAACAUGGGCGCUGGUAUGGCGUAA
This is a messenger RNA of Penicillium samsonianum, 2610 nucleotides long. RefSeq names its product karyopherin beta. Gene Ontology annotation, cellular component: cytoplasm; nucleus. The coding region runs from base 1 to 2610 and encodes 869 amino acids. The transcript is spliced from 7 exons. Lineage: Eukaryota; Fungi; Ascomycota; Eurotiomycetes; Eurotiales; Aspergillaceae. Gene Ontology annotation, biological process: protein import into nucleus. The record is from RefSeq and is a predicted model, not a curated record. Gene Ontology annotation, molecular function: small GTPase binding; nuclear import signal receptor activity.